GUUUGACAAGUACAGUCCAUUUAACACUGGUGGGCGUGUUUUUCACCAAAAUAUGAUGGCAGGCUUGUUUCACUUGGCACAGCGCAGCGCCACUCCUAUAAAGACAUGGGCAACACUCAGGUUCAGGUAGGCUGGAAAAGUCCUCUUGUUUUUUAAAUAAUGUUCUCAAACAGUUCAUGAUUUACAAAAAAACAACCAAUACACGAUUUUAACAGCAAUGUAAUUAUGGGAAAUGAUUGUUGAUAAGGUCAGGGCAGAUAUCCUGUUCAUUCAUUACAUGUUCUGUGCAAUUAAACCAAAGUCUUUAAUGCAGAUUAAAAGAAUAAUGACCGGACAUAAACUCUUGUAAACCAGCCUGCAGAGGAACCCCUCUGCAACCUGGACCCCCACGAGGGUCUACCGGUGAUCCAGCUCUACGUGAUGCCGUCCUUCUUCCUGGCGGUGAUGAUCCUUGGGCUUCCCCUCAACCUGCUCUCCCUCUCGGUUUUCUUCCACCGGCUGCGCUGGACCCGCAGCACGGUGUUCCUCCUCAACCUGACCCUGGCUGACACCUCGUGGCUGCUGGCCUUGCCUUACCUCAUCAACUACCACCUGGACCAGCUGUACUGGAAGCUGGGGCAGCCGCUCUGCAUGGCUGUGAGGAUGUUCUACCACAACUACUUCUACCUCAGCAUCUUCUUUGUCACGUGCGUUAGCGUGGACCGGUACCUGGCCAUCGUGCACCCUCUGCGCUCUCUGGUGCUGCUGGGCCGGAGACAGACCGGCCUGCUGUGCGCGGCGGUCUGGGCGGCCUCGCUGAUCCUCAGCGCACCCGUCGUGGGUAUGAGUUGGAUCCAGACCUGCCCCGGGAGCAACCGCACCGUGUGCCCCCUGUACAUGCUGCUGAGUGAGACCGGGGAGAGCCUCCCUUAUUCCCUCUUCUGUUCCACGGUGGGCUUCCUCUUCCCGCUGCUCUCCAUCAGCUACUGCGGCCUGCGCAGCGUCAGAGAGCUGAGUCGGCGGCCGUGCUGCCGCGACCCGCUGGGCAAGAAGCGGCGGCUCCGGCGGGUGCUGAGCGCGGCGCUGGUCUUCUUCGCCCUGUUUUACCUGCCGUACCACCUGAUCCGUAACGCGGCCAUCGUGAUGCGCGCGGUCUAUCCUCACAGCCCCGCCUCCUGGCGGCGCGCAGACGUGGCCUUCGCCUUGGAGAUGUGCUUCUGCAGCCUCAUCACCUGCGUGAACCCGCUGUUCAGCUGCUUCAUCGGCCGCCAGUUCGGGAAGGAGUUUCAGGGAACUAUUGCCGUGCUGUUUUCACGGUGGCCGUGCACGCAGGUUGCCUCAAUGACAUCCAAACGGACCCGGAUGACGGGGAGGGGAAGGCCGCGGAUGUCUGCUGUCGCACCUGCGUGCGCACCUGGUACCCUCGCUGUUAAGAUAACUCGGUAAUGCUCUUUGAAAACUGUAUGGACAACCUCUGUACGUCCUUUGUGCAAUCACCUGUUUUGCUUUGAAUGGAUGAAUAUGAUAAAUACGAUGAAUGCAACAAAAGUCUCCUUUAUCUCAUUGAAUCUCAUAUCAGUUUGGUCUCUUUAAAUUCCCCACACAACACUGCCUCUCCGUGGUUGACUGCAUACUGUACUUUACGGUCUGGUUCCUUUGGAUGUGUGAAUAGUCUUUCUUUUAUGCAGCGAAAACACUCACACUUUAAUUGAAUGAAAAAAAGGAUUUGCACGAAUGGAUCGGUUUAACACCUUUUGCAGACGCAACAGAUCAAAGUAAAUCCGAGUCGUGACCGGAUGUCAGGGAGGGUUGUGUGUGUGUGUGUGUACGGGUGUGUGUGUGUGGGGGGGUACCAAUGCUUUGUGCUUGCUGCAGCAAGUGAUUCAGGAGUGUCCGGAGCUUAUCCUGACAUCAUUUUCAUUCAGUUACACAUAAAUGAAGGAGAGAGGUUAUGCAAGUGGCACCUGCCGCUGUUAACUGAUUUUUACGCAGUAAUUGAAUUAGAGGGAGAGGAGCGUUGGAGGG
Molecule: messenger RNA, 2004 nt
Organism: Gasterosteus aculeatus aculeatus (three-spined stickleback)
Lineage: Eukaryota; Metazoa; Chordata; Actinopteri; Perciformes; Gasterosteidae
Product: P2Y purinoceptor 3-like
Biological process (GO): phospholipase C-activating G protein-coupled receptor signaling pathway
Cellular component (GO): plasma membrane
Molecular function (GO): A1 adenosine receptor binding; G protein-coupled ADP receptor activity; G protein-coupled ATP receptor activity
Source: RefSeq, a predicted model, not a curated record